UCACACAACUGGAACAGCAAUUUCUCCAUUCCCAACUGGUAGCUACCUCGAGUGAUCCAGCUAGCUAACGAACGCUUCACAUUGAGAGUUCUGGGUUGAUGUUCCAUAUUUACUUUCCUACUAGUAGAACCCCCCGCUUGGUGAAAUUCGAAGAAUAAUAUAGAUUAUUUUAAUUAUACUGCACAAAACAAGUGCAAAGUUAAUAGCUACUUGUAAGCUUAUUUGCUAGCAUUGCUAGUUAGGAAAGCUAACGUUACGGUAUUUUGUUUUCUGAGAUUUGGCUAAAAGGGCGGGUAUUCUUUUUGUUUUUGCCAUCCCAGCCCCCGACAGCUUGUUAUUGCUCAUUCGAAGACUGUAGUAAAUCGUAGCUAGCGUGCUCGUUAGCUUGAUAAUAUCGUGCGUAUUCAGCCAGGAAGCCAAUUCAAGGCCUUGCUUACCACAAGUCUUUGCAUCGUCGUGCAGUGAGAGCUGACAGCUUACUUGGUGACAAAGAGACUUCUCCCUGAGGAGCCAAGAAGUAGACGGCUCAUGACUUCUGACCAGGAUACAAAAGUUGUAGCUGAACCACAGGUGCAGCAAGUACAAGAAGCAAAAGAGAGCUCCCAUCUGGAAUCUGCCAAGUUUUCUGACCUGAACCCCAAUGCAAAAGCAUGGGCCAAUCACAUGCUUAACCUGGACACCGCCACUGCGACUGGGACUGCGAACACACCUGCUCUCCAGCCAUGGAAGGAUGGCUGCGAUAGCAGCUUGGCUGACCCUGGGCCAGAAGGCUAUGAAGCCAGCAAAGACAAAGUGUUUGAGGAGCCCCUGUUGGCCGACCCAGAUGAGCCUCCACCGGUGAUGAUGGCAGAGCCAGCCCCCAUGGCCGCAACCGUCACCCUGGAGGGCUCCGACCCUGCUGCAUACCCAGAGUCUGGCCAGGAGGCAACUCACACAGACGGUGAGCUCCAGCAGGAGAGCCGUCAGGAGGACCUCCGGGAACACCUGAAGAAGACCCUGGAGUUCUGUCUGUCCCGGGAGAACCUGGCCAGCGACAUGUACCUUAUCUCUCAGAUGGAUAGUGACCAGUAUGUGCCAAUCGUGACGGUAGCUAACCUGGACCACGUCAAGAAACUCAGCACGGACGUGGAGUUAAUCGUUGAUAUCCUACGAUCUCUGCCGUUGGUCCAGGUAGAUGAGAAGGGGGAGAAGGUGAGACCCAACCAGAACCGCUGCAUCGUCAUCCUCAGAGAGGUCCCUGAGAGCACUCCUGUAGAGGAGGUCGAGGCUCUUUUUAAAGGAAAGAACUUACCUAAAUUCAUAAAUUCUGAGUUUGCCUACAACGACAACUGGUUCAUCACCUUUGAAUCAGAAGCAGAUGCACAACAGGCAUAUCAGUAUCUUCGUGAAGAAGUGAAAACCUUCCAAGGGAAACCUAUUAAGGCACGGAUAAAGGCGAAGGCAAUUGCUAUCAACACUUUUAUGCCAAAGAAUGGCUACCGCCCGGUGGAGGUAAACCCAUAUGCUCAACAGCAGCAGCAGCAGCAGCAGCAACAACAACAACAGCGUUACACCUCGUACUACAUUCCUCCAGUGUACAGCCCUCAGCAACAGUUCCCCCUCUACAGCCUUAUCACUCCACAGGCCUGGUCAGCCACCCACAGCUUCAUAGACCCUUCACUGGUUACAUCAUUUCACAACACUCAAUUCAUCAAUGGAUUUACAACAUCCCAUAGUUUUAAACCAGCGACGUCUCCUCUUGCUGGUGUUAGGCACUACUCUCCCAGGAAUAGGAAUCACACUCACAAUAAACCUCACCUGAGGCCCACAAUACCCAACGCAGAUCAGCGUGGCACAGGGCUCCUGGACAACCCCACCAUCUUCAACUUCCCCACAGAGCGCAUCCUGAACGGGGUGCCCCGAGGUUCCCCCCAGACGACGCGGCUCCUGAGCCAGAACAGAACCAGGUUACCCCCCUCCACCAUGACCUACCCUAGGAGGGACAUCGGUACGGGUCGGGUGGAGCCCGUCAGCACCGACUACUCACUGGGCAUGGGCCGUGGAAGGACAAAUAUUUAUGGUUCUAGGAAAAAGAGGGAUGACAACAAGUUUACAAGAGUGGCCACCCAGUCACCCCCUCCUCAGAAGCCCCCAUCGCCCAGCUUUGAGCUGGGGCUCUCCAGCUUCCCCCCCCUGCCUGGGGCCGCAGGCCAUCUGAAGACCCCUGACAACAUGUUUGAAAACAGACUGGCCAGCAUGGUAAUAGGAGCCACAAAGGUCAGGAAUGUAAGUGUUGAUGCCAGCGGUGCAGGCGCCCUCCUCCCCUCAGGAGGACCCAAGGAGCCACUGAGGACUUUCACUUCUCCACAGUCCCCGAGCCUCCUGCCUGCUGCUCCCCCAGCCCUGACCCUAGCACCAGCCUCGGGCCCUGCCCCUAUCCCCACUCCCUCCCAACCCACAGAGGAAGUGAAAGUUCCGGAGGCAAAGGAGAACCGGGUCUCUGUGGAGCUGGUCACUGACACCCUGUACACCGCUAGCAAAUCUGUUCAAGUCAAUGGGGCUGCUACAGAACUGCGAAAGCCCUCUUACGCUGAGAUCUGCCAGAGGAUUAAAGACCACGCUCCGACACUACAGGCCCCUAAAGAGGCCAAGCCAGCCAGCAGCGCUGCCUCCGCAGGAGAGGAGAGGAAGUGCCCUGACGCAGCUCCAGGGGACAGGGGCGAGCCCAAGGCCCCCCGAGAGACAUACCCAGGCUCCUCCAAGCCUGCUAACCCAGGCAGACCCCGAGAGGUCCGGAGACCAACCGGCCGGUGGCCCUCACCACCUCCCCACCACCCAGGGAAGGGUCCCAGCAGCAAAGAUCUCAACACCCCCCCAAAGUACCUGCAGUAACCCCCAACUGCAAUAAAGUCCAUUUCAAAACAAAUGUGUGAGAGGAAAAAAAUCUGGAAAAAGUCAGGGCUAUUGAAAUACAACCUAUCCCAAAAUCAUCAGUCAGUCACAGCAUAGAGAGGAUGUGUUUCUGGAUCAGGGCUUACUGACAAUAGCACCCCAGUGUGCAUGUAGAGAACUGUUCAUCUUUACUUAUUUAUUUUUUGGGAGGUUUAUUUCAUUUGGAUUUUUUUUUGCAUUAUUUUGUGUCAAUCAGUCAAAUGAACUCUUGUUCAGAUUAGUGGGAUAAAUUCAUAUGUCCAAACUGCCUUCCAAGAUAAUAUUGUGAGAGUAGGUAGACUGGAAGCCACCCAGUGAGUGAAUGAAAGGAAGUGGAUGAGUAACGGAAUAGCGGUUUAGAUCUUGUUAGUUGUGGGGGGUGUUUCUGUAUGUUGUAUGCAGUCCUAAGAUGUAAUGUGAUACCAUUGCAGGAUGAGAUGAUCAGUCAGUCAUGAGAUUGGCGUCCCAAAUGACACCCUAUUCCCUGAGUAGCGUACUACUCUCGGUCAAAAGUAGUGCACGACAUACGGAAUAAGGCGCCGUGUGGGAUGCAGCCAUAAUUGUUUUUACAUAUUUACAUUCAUAUGCAAGGUCAACUAGUCUAGUGUCAUUUUAGACUUCACUGAAAUCCACAGAAGACCUACUUUCUGAGGGAUUUCUGAGAUUCUUUUUGCCAACACGGAACUCUUUGUCAUUGUAACACCAGCAUAUGAGGAGAAUACAUUUAUUUGCAUACUGGAUUUGAUUGUUGGUACAAGUACCUCUAGUUGUUGCGUGCUGGUGGUUUUAAGAGCGCCAAAGUCUUUAUCUGGUAUUUCUUGUGGUAAACAAUAAAAUGUAGUUUUCUGCUAUCCCAUUCACAGGAGUCUGUUUCCUAGCCGUAUAAAGCACAUUGCUAGUUAGGCCUCUUAGAGAGAGGUACUAUCAGUGUCAGUAGAAAUCUACAUGUAUUUUCAUCUCAGAAAAAAAACCGCAUAAAUUUAUCGCGUGGUGGCUAUUGGUGACUCUACUCCUUCUAAAUCUAGCUGUGAAACGAGCAUGUCAAAGACUUGUUCAGCGGGCACAUGUUGGCAGUGGAGGUGGCUAGGCUACUAUAAGGAGUAGGCAGUAGGGUUUUGGCAGGGUGCAGUGACUUCAUUAUUUUAGAUAGCUAUGGUGCUCGAGGAUGAACCUGGAACGUGUUACUUCGAUGAAUCUGGUACUGUACUUAGAAAUUAAUACAUGAUACAUGUCGUCAACUAAACUUUGCACUAUUUGUUUUGAUUCUGGACAUACAGAAGCAAAAAGGGAACAUGUGAAUCUAGUUUCAUAUUCUCUGAAAUGUAAAGAGGAAUAUUGAAACUGCUGAUAGUCACAUUAUAAUCCCUUUAAAAUAUCAGUUACUUUUCUUUCCAUUUGACUUGCGCAUUAUUAUUAAAUGUUGUGGCAGUGUAAUCAGUUUCAGAAGAUCUAAAUGUUGACUAAUUCGAUUAACUUCUACAUGGAGAAAUCCACACGAGUUAAACUGUUUACUGCCAUGUAAAUGCCUACUAGACAUACUUCCGUGCAGGAUAAAAAUAACUUAAGUCUUUAGUUGUUUUCUUUUGUGCUCACUUUCAUUGAUUUAAACCUGUGGAGUUUCACUAACAAUGGCUUAUUUUUGCAGUGGUGUUUUAUUUGAUUUUGUUUUCCAUUUUAGGUAGUGAAUUAUGAAAGCACUGCUACGUGGUGUUUAUUUUUAUUUUUUAGAAAGCGGUUUGUUUAUUCAGUAUUACAGUAGCAAAUUGUAAUGUGGAUUUACACCUGAGAUCAAAGGUUCCCAAACAUUGUCCUGCCCCCCCGGAUGCACAUUUUUGUUUUUGCCCUAGGACUACACAGCUAAUCCAAAUAACCAACUCAUCAAGCUUUGAUUUAUUUAAAUGAGCUAUGUAGUGCUUGGGCAAAUAACUAAAUGUGCACCCAGGAGGGGACCCAGGACUGAGUUUAGGAAAUCCUGGUUGCUCCAAAAUAUUUACAAUUAAGUAGAAUUGGUUGAAAGGAAGAAGUGGGGUUUUUCCCUUCACUACAAAUGUUAGAUAUUAAGGUAAAAGAUGAGGCAGCCCUUUUAGAAUGAAGGUAUAGCUUUAGUCAUUGGGUGACACUCAGAAAAUAUGAGUAGUAAACUGCACCCUGUGAGCAGGCAGAGUAUGACCUUUGACCUGUUUUGGAUGCUGUAAAGUCCUUUCAGUUUGGACAAAUGUUAGGCAGAGCAGGCAACACUGUUGGGCUGUUCCAACACCUUCCCCUCCAUACAGUAGAAAUGCCCUGUUUAUUUUUAGCAUGGUUUUCUUCUGGAGAUUUCACCUGGCUCUCCAUACAACAACCAUAUAGCUUCCAAAUUCCCCUCUGUGCUUUGUAUAAAUCUCUAAGUAGAAAAAAAGUGGAACCUGUGUGCUUCUUUAGUGUCUCAUUGACGUCUUCCUGCAACAAGGAGCUACCCUGGAGUACUUUGCUUAGAAAAGAGGACUUAAUUCGGAGAGAGGAGACAUUGCCUGUAUUGAUAGUCAUUGUUGCUUUUGAUUUGCAUGCCGUUUGGUUUGCAAACACAUUAUUUGGGGAGUUUGAUUCUGAAGGACUGAGAUGCACUUAUGGGCGGUCUUAAAUGGCAGAUGUAUUAUAAUUUUUUGUCUUUUUUUUCCCUGAGAUGGUAUAAAAGACAUGUUGUACCGCAUCUGCUUAUUUAGAAACCAGUGCUGUUUAUUCCAUGAGAUAUCAUUAAAGUUUCUUUUCAAGAAAAAAAUAUAUACAAUUUUAUAUAUUUUCAAAUGUAUAAUUUCCAUCCGGUGUUUAAAAACUUGAAUUUUAUUUAAACUUGAAAAUGACUUUGCCUUAACUUUUAUACGAGACAACGUAGAGUUAGUUUAUUUUUUUUCAAACCCCGACAUGUUACUAAGGGAGACGCAUGGAAAUAUUUAGUCAUACCUAACGUCAGGAGUCUUACUUGGUCUUAAAGUACAAAUUUAGCAGCAUUUUGGUUUUGUCAAAUGUAUCUCGACUCUCUUUUGAUUAACUUUGUUCCUUGUUUUUAUUUUCUGUUUGGUUUGGGGGGGAAUAUAAAUCCUGUAAAUGCAAAAUAGUCAAUACUUUAUCAAAUCUGUUCUUUGAACUGUGUGCUUUGCUUGUACAGUUGUAAAUAAUCAGAAAAUAUAAAGAGGUACCUUAAAAUGAUUUAAAAAAACAUAUUGAUCUUGUUGAACUAUUAAUGUCGCUUUUGAGCUGGAUGUAGGAUAUCUAAAUGUUUGAAUUUCUUUAAAAAAAAAAUGUUCUGAUGUGAAGAAUUGCGUCUGCCUCACUUUGCAAUGUGGGCAGGUUGUCUGAUUGUAACUUUUUAAAUGUCAUUCUCAUUCCAUUUCCAUGUGUUUUCUCAACAAACAGGUGUUUAUUUCUAUUGUUUAGCCCCUUCACUGUGCACAAUGAGAAAAGGGGAGAACCUACCUGUUGUACAAAUACACAUCUUCAAAUGAUAGUACAAAGUCCAUCCUCUGUCCUGUGACAGACGGCUUAUAUCAAUCUGUGUGAUUUGGCCCAUAAAACAGUUCUUUAUGAAUCACAGUAAAGCACAUUUGAAGCACAGGAACAUCAAAUCUUUCACACACAACCAAUGUCAAUUCCUCAGCAGCAUACAGUAUAAUUUGUUUGGCGCAAAUUGAUUAAGCAUGGUUGAUAUUUUGUUUGAGUUUUUUUGUUUUUCAUGAAAAUGUACAUCAACGGAACUUUCGUAGCCCCCAGAAGUAAUAACUGUACUUAUUUUGUUUUUUGGUAGGCUUUACCAGUGUUUAGACUCAAUCAUAAUAGUGUAGAUAUAUUUUACACUUCUCAUUUUCUUGCAGAAAUUAUUUCCGGCACACUGUAUAACAUACUGUGCAUUGUCUUUUUGUAUCAUUUGAUCACACAUGUGUGUUUAAUGUGGCAAAAAAACUGUGCCAUUUAAUUUGUUUCAGCCUGGCAGUUUGUUUGACUUGUACAUAAUAUUUAAGCGCCUGCCAUUUAUAUUUUGAUAUUUGUUGUUACUCAUGGGAAGUGUAGCUGGUCCAGAAUUAUAAAACUGGGAAUUAAAAUCUGAUACCACUGACAUUAGACAAAGUACUCAUAGCAACCUGCAUCUGACCGGGCUUAUGAAGUCGAGGCAUGAUUGUCUGUAAAUUUAAGCUGGUCUAUGCUCGUAGGCCUAUCUAAUACAAAAUGCUGUUGUCUUUGCAGAUUGGGUAUGGAUAUGUUAUCAGGCUGGGCACUGUGUGUGAUUGUGAAGUGUACCACCUGGGAUCAGCAGAAGUAUAAAACACAAAUGCAAAGUUGACUGACGGUCAAGUUAACCCAAGGUUCAUUCGCCAGCUAGGUGUGUGCAGCAUGAUGAGAAAAAUAUUUUUCAUUCAAUGUUAUUGGUUCAUCUCUCCAGAAGAUGAUGGCACUGCUUACAGUACGAAAGACUGACUGAACCUGUGAACUUUUUCUUCUUUCUUUUGCUCGCACUACUAAAGCCUGUUGUAAUGUUUGGGCUGUUCUCCUUGUGUUACUGUACACAGACAAAGUCUCUCAUAUCAGGCCGUCUCGUUCUCCUUGCCCAGUUCGCUUCGAUCUGCUUCGUCUCACCAGUUUGACAGUGCCAUGUAUAUUUUUGCAACGGCUACAGCUUGUUGUAAGUUGACCUUGCUUCUAAAGUGAUGUGACAAUGCACCAACUGACUGGAAUGAGACACAGCCAUUGUCUCACUAUCAACUCACUGUGGUCAAUUAACUCAUUUUUACCCAUACCAUGUUACGCUAACAGCAGUGGACAAUCGCUGACUUUAUGGGAGAGAAGAACCUAUGAACAUAAGUUGUUCAUGGAGGUAUCUGAGUGCUUUUGAUUUCUUACCUAUUCUUCCAUUAAGACUGGAAUCAAGCGUACAUGUCAACUAUUGAUAAUUUAAGUUACUCUUGUGUCAUGUUAAGCUGUCUAAUUUGGAGGGGAAAAAUGUAGCUUAUUGAAAAAUAAAGAUUUAGGCACUGUUA
Oncorhynchus keta (chum salmon) is the source of this 7919-nucleotide messenger RNA. Its product is annotated as la-related protein 4B-like. Gene Ontology annotation, biological process: positive regulation of translation. Lineage: Eukaryota; Metazoa; Chordata; Actinopteri; Salmoniformes; Salmonidae. Gene Ontology annotation, cellular component: cytosol; cytoplasmic stress granule. The record is from RefSeq and is a predicted model, not a curated record. The transcript is spliced from 17 exons. Gene Ontology annotation, molecular function: mRNA 3'-UTR binding. The coding region runs from base 529 to 2871 and encodes 780 amino acids.